This is a messenger RNA of Ostrea edulis (European flat oyster), 747 nucleotides long. RefSeq lists its product as uncharacterized. Gene Ontology annotation, molecular function: N-acetylgalactosamine binding; oligosaccharide binding; polysaccharide binding. The transcript has 5 exons. Gene Ontology annotation, biological process: cell-cell adhesion. Lineage: Eukaryota; Metazoa; Mollusca; Bivalvia; Ostreida; Ostreidae. Gene Ontology annotation, cellular component: phagocytic vesicle; protein complex involved in cell adhesion; cell surface. Bases 138 to 674 code for a protein of 178 amino acids. The record is from RefSeq and is a predicted model, not a curated record.
AAAAUGAAAAAAGAUACGGACAACAUCUGCUUAGCUUUAUCAUUCCAUUUUGACAUUCUGAUGUUCCUUUGAUGGUGGAUUUUGAUUUAUUCGGGAGUUAAAUUAACUUUAGCUAGAACACUACAUUGACAAGAACUAUGAUUUAUCAAGGACUGGUUGCUUUAUUUAUGUUGCUAGCCACAACAGAAAUUGCUGCACGGCCUUCUGAAAAGGAAAGGGAUAUUGAAGUGCGUGACAGGAAGUCAUUGGGUUCUGGAGAUUAUAGUAUGUUACGAUAUGUUGUUGAAAAAUUGUUCUCCUUAAAGUCAAUUGUGGAAGGACUGGAGAAACGCACAAAAGGAAUGACUCGUGCCAUGAACUCCCAAAGAAAACAGAUUGAGUCGCUAAGAAACCGGAAAGAAACAAGGUGCGAAACAGGCAUGGUUAGUCAACACCACAUGAAAGCCAAAUGGCCGUACACUCAAGAAGUCAAAUUUAAGAAAACUUUCCUUGAAGUACCAGCCGUCACCUAUGGAUUAACUGCCUUAGAUGCGGGAGUGAUAAAAAACAUACGAAUCCAAGUAUAUAUACAAAAUCUAACCACCAAAGGCCUUCGUUUCGUACUCCGUUCUUGGGCAGACACGACCUUGUACGGAGCUACAAUUAGGUGGAUGGCCUGUGCUCCGAGUGCAUAAAUUCUGUUAAAUGUCACGUGAAUCACAGAACGUGUACACACCAGCAUGUCAAGUAAAUUUGGUAUGCACUAUC